AUGCCACCAGAUUCGCCUUGUGCUGCCUCACUGCUGCCUAUGCCCUCUCCAACCCCAGACUUUUUCUCCAAUCCGUGUUUUAUACUGUUCCCCCCCCCCCCCACCCCCCCCUCCUAUUUCCCCGCCCCCCCCCCUCUAACUCCGCUCUCUUAUUUCUCGGCCGGUCGGCCUUCAGAUCUCAACGUGCCGAGCCCCUGCUUGGAUAAGGUGUGCGACCAUGGGGCGGUGUGCGUGGUCAAAAAUGAUGAGCCGGUGUGCGAGUGCCCCGAGGUGUGCCCGCCAACCAGCGACCCCGUGUGCGGAUCGGACGGGCGCAGCUACACCAGCCCCUGCGAGAUGAGAGCGAUAAGCUGUGCUCUGCAGAAGGCCAUCCACAUCAGACACAAAGGACCCUGCCAUGAGGCCUGCUCCAACUGCUCCUUCGGGGCAAUCUGCGAUGCCCAAAGCAGACAGUGCGUCUGUCCGUCUGAGUGUGUGGAGUCCAACCAACCGGUGUGCGGCAGUGACGGCGCCACAUACGACAGCGAGUGCGAGCUGCACGUGAAGGCCUGCCUAGAACAGAUGGACCUGCGGGUGGUCAGCCAGGGAGAGUGCAAAACAUGUGGCGGCUCGGUGUGUCCCUGGGGCACCGUGUGUGUCCAGAAUAGGUGUGAGUGCCCACAGUGUCCUGGCGAGGGCUUCUCCCCGGUGUGCGGGAGCGACGGCAACACCUACGACAACGAGUGCGAGCUGCGCAGGUCCUCCUGCCUGCGGGAGAGGAGAAUUGAUGUGGCGAAGCCCGGCAGCUGUGAUGAAGACUGCGGCUCCGGGGGGUCGGGCUCGGGGGCGGAGACCUGCGAGCAGGACCGCUGCCGCACCUUCGGAGGCUCGUGGGACGAGGACGCGGAGGACGACCGCUGCGUGUGUGACUUCAGCUGCGGGAGUGUGCCGCACAACCUGGUUUGUGGCUCCGAUGGAAAGAACUACAGCAACGAGUGCGAGCUGAAGAAAGCCAGAUGUGAGAAACAGGAGCACUUGUUGAUCCAGAGUCAGGGACCUUGUGCAGCACUCUCAGCCGUGACUCCGACUGCGCUGACGGCGCCCCAGCACUGCGGCCUGUCGCUGUACGGCUGCUGCUCCGACAACGUGACGGCCGCCUUAGGAGUCGGGCAGGCCGGAUGUCCCAGUACCUGCCAGUGUAAUGUGUAUGGCUCCUACAAGGGGACGUGUGACCCAACCACUGGACAGUGCUCCUGUAAGCCCGGAGUCGGGGGGCAGAAGUGUGACCGCUGUGAGCCGGGCUUCUGGAAUUUCCGCGGCAUCGUAACAGAGAACACCAGCGGCUGCACGCCAUGCAGCUGCGAUCCUGUGGGCUCGGUCCGGGAUGAUUGCGAGCAGAUGUCGGGUCUGUGCUCCUGCAAGACGGGAGUGAGGGGUUUAAAGUGCAACGUGUGCCCAGAUGGAAGCAAGAUGGGCAUGAAUGGCUGUGACAACGGACCCGAUGCCCCUAAAUCUUGUGACGAUUUGGUGUGCAGUUACGGAGCAACAUGCACAGUGGUCAACGGGCAAGCCCACUGUGAGUGCCCCUCGCCCGACUGCGACUUGAAGAAUAAAACUAAGGUGUGUGGCUCAGAUGGCGUGACCUACGCUGACCAGUGCCAGCUGAUGACCAUAGCCUGCAGGCAGGACCAGAACAUUACGGUGCAACACUUUGGACAGUGCACAGAAUCCAUCGACUCGGCAGACAGACCCACCCCCACUCCCUCCGCCACCACCGCCGCAGCCACCAUCACCACCGCCGCCCCUUUCCACCCUAACAAUGUGUGGGCCAUCCCGUCUCCGGUAACGGUCAAGCCAGGGGUCGCGGAGAAGCCUCCAGCCACCACCGCCAAUUCCAAACUUAACCAUGCGCGAUCCAACAACCGCCACUUCACCACCACCACCGCCGCCCCCCCCUCUGGCAGCAGUCCCGCUACGACUGUAGUUCCCUCAUUCGAGGGCUCGGGCAGCGGGGAGCCGAGCGGGGACGCCCUGCCCGACGAGGAGGAGGGGCAGGAAGAUGAAGUGGGUAGUGGGAUCACUCCAGAAUCCAGUGGGGCAGAUGAGCCUUUCGCUCCCGUGGUGACCAGCACCACCGUACCCGCGGCCGAGGACAGGUCAUCCUGCGACAACACCGAGUUUGGCUGCUGUCCCGAUGGCAAGACACCAUCCGGCAACCCGGAGGGCUCCAACUGCCCCUCCUACCAUGGCACAGCCAGCUUUUGGGAUGAGUCUCCAUCUGCCACCACAAAGUUCAGUGGCUUCCUCCAUCUGGACCAGGUGGAUGGCCAGGACAUCAUCUACACGCCGGAGAUGCAGGACCCGAAGUCGGAGCUGUUCGGGGAGACGGCCCGCAGCAUCGAGAGUGCCCUCAGUGACUUGUUCAGGAAGUCGCAGGUGCACAGAGACUUUAUGAGCGUUCGAGUCCGAAACCUGGCACCCAGCAACUCCAUCCUGGCCAUCGUAGACGCCCACUUCAGGCCCGAUACAAAGUACACUUUGGAAGACGUCGAGGGAGCCCUGCUGAAACAGUUAAAGGCCUCCAAAGACACGAGCAUCUCUGUGAAGAAGCCAGAGCACCAGAAUAUUAGAUUCAUCAAUAACGGCCUGCCAUCUGUUCCCAUCUUCACCACCACCACCACCACCACAGCUGCAGUGCCCACGGUGGCCCCCACCACCACCACCAGGGCUCCGUCCACCUCCCCAUUCAUCACGCGGCGCCCGCCGGGCACCACCCGUAGGCCCGCCGGCGGCCGGCGCACCACCACCGCCGCCCCGCCCGUCACCACGCCGCCCCCCGUCAGCACCUCCACGGCCACCCAGCCGCCGGCCACCACGGCCAUCCGGGGACGGCUGUCCCACCACAACCAAAGGCCCUGCGACUCCCACCCCUGCCUGCACGGGGGCAGCUGCGAGGACGACGGCGCCGACUUCAGCUGCAAGUGCCCCACCGGACGAGAGGGGGUAGUGUGUGAGAAAGCGAAGAAGUACUUCAUCCCGUCGUUUGACGGCGAGUCUUACAUGACCUUCCAGAAAAUGAGCGCCUACCACACGGUCCGCAUCGCCAUGGAGUUCAGGGCCUCCGACAUGAACGGCCUCCUGCUCUUCAACGGCCAGCUGAAAAAGAAGGACUUCAUCUCCCUGGCUCUGGUCAACGGCAGCGUGGAGCUCAGGUUCAACACGGGGUCGGGCACGGGCACCCUGGUCAGCAAAGUCAAGAUAAGUCAGGGGGGCUGGCAUCAGCUCGUGGUGUCCCGCAACCGGCGAAACGCUUCGCUCAGCGUGGACAACGAGAAGCACAUCCAGGGCGAGAGCCCGCGGGGAACAGAGGGCCUCAACCUGGACACCGACCUGUUCAUCGGAGGGAUGACCAAGGAGCUGAGGAAGGACGUGAAGGAGAGGACAGGCGUUGACAAGGGUCUGACGGGCUGCAUCCGCCUGCUGGACGUCAACAACCGGAUGCUCAGCCUCCAGGAGAACGGCGGGGACAGCAUCAACAGCAGCGGCGUGGUGGAGUGCAGCGGCGAGCCCUGCCAGCCCAACCCCUGCAGGCACGGCGCUCAGUGCCAGGUCAAGGAGGCCGGGAGGUUCCACUGCAAGUGCAGCAAAGGAUUCUGGGGUCCAACGUGUGCUGACAUCCAUGAUCCCUGCACCCCCAGCAAGUGCCAUGUGACCUCCAAGUGCCACGCCAAGCCAGAGGGAGGAUACAAAUGCGAGUGUCCUCCGGGCCGGGAAGGCAAACACUGCGAUAAAGUGGUGGAGAGGAGAGGGGCUUACAUCCCGCAGUUCAAUGGAAACUCCUACCUGCAGCUGAAGGGGCUCCAUCUCUACGGGCACGAGCUGCAUCAAAAACUCAGCAUGACGGUCGUUUUCAUGGCUAACGGAUCCAACGGUUUGAUCUUCUACAAUGGCCAGAAAUCCGACGGCAAAGGCGACUUCAUUUCUUUGUCCCUGAACAAUGGGAUCUUGGAGUUUCGCUACGACCUCGGAAAGGGACCGGCUAUUAUCAGGAGUAAGAAACCAAUCCAGCUGAACGUGUGGAACACGGUCAACCUGGAGCGCUCCCAGCGCAAAGGAGAGAUCAUGGUUAACCAGAAGGACCGCGUCAUGGGAGAGUCAGCAGAGGGGCACUUUAAUCUCAACCUGAAAGAGUCUCUGUUUGUUGGUGGAGUUCCCGACUACAGCAAGCUGCCCAGAAUCGCCGCGCUCACGGAGGGCUUCAAGGGAGCCAUCCAAAAGAUUCUGCUGAUGAGUACACCCAUCCUCAGGGAGGAGAACGCCCUGAACUCCAGCAACGUGCUCAUGUUCCAGGGCCACCCCUGCUCCCAGGAACCCUGCCAGAACGGCGGACGCUGCAGCCCUGAGCUGGACACCUACGAGUGCGCUUGCCCCCUCGGAUUCUCAGGAGACAACUGUCAAAACAACAUCCACGAGAAGUCCGCCGGAGAGACUGAAGCCAUCGCCUUUGACGGCCGGACAUUCAUCGAGUACCACAAUGCUGUUACAAAGAGUCCCGAGUCUCUGGAGAACCCAUCUGACCAGAGCGAGAAAGCUCUGCUGGUGAACAAAUUUGAGCUGAGCAUCCGGACGGAGGCCACCCAGGGCCUGGUGCUGUGGAGCGGGAAGGGCGUGGAGCGCUCCGACUACAUCGCCUUGGCCAUCGUGGACGGGCGCAUCCAAAUGACCUACGACCUGGGCUCCAAGCCCGUGGUGCUGCGCUCCUCCGUGCGCGUAAACACCAACAGCUGGACACGCAUCAAGGCCAGCAGAGCACUUCGAGAUGGCUCUUUACAGGUCGGCAACGAGGCAGCGGUAACGGGGUCGUCGCCGUUGGCAGCCACACAGCUGGAUACAGAUGGAGCCCUCUGGUUAGGUGGCCUGGAAGAGCUGGCAGCAGCCCGUCGGUUGCCCAAGGCCUACAGCACCGGCUUCGUUGGCUGCAUCAAGGACGUGGUGGUGGACGGAGUGGAGCUCCACCUGGUGGAGGACGCCUUAAACAGCCCCAAAAUAUUACACUGCUCCGCCGCCAAAUAA
This is a messenger RNA of Menidia menidia (Atlantic silverside), 5052 nucleotides long. Lineage: Eukaryota; Metazoa; Chordata; Actinopteri; Atheriniformes; Atherinopsidae. The record is from the annotation of a GenBank genome assembly.